GUGUCAGCAGCAACUCAUCAGUUGCAACAACAACAGUUGCCACAACACCAGCAACAACAGCAACCGCAAACUCACAUGCAGUUACCAUCUCCACAAUUCAUCCAACUGCAUCAACAACAGCAACUUCUUGCAACACCUGCCAUACAACAACAGCUGAGAAACAUGGCCAAUAGUAGCAACCAGAGUAACUUGGUUCCCUUGCAGUCUGCCAACACAAUGUUACUCGGUGCAAAUUACAACAUCAUUCAAGCUAGUAAUUUAUCAGGAUCCUCUGUGCUGCAAGACAAGUUCCUAGUGCCGCAAACCACGCAUUCUGUUCAGACCAUCAUGAUCCCUCCAUUGGCUGCUGGCGCAAGCAAGCCUUCUUCAAUCAUUUCUGGCAACCUGGCAAGCAUUUCUAUUGCUGCUGCUGCUGCUUCUGCUCUUGCUGCUACUACAAGUACCACCAUAACCACUUUUCCAUCGCCGUCAUCGUCUUUGCCAUCAUCACUCUCGUCACCUUCUUUAACUCUUAACCAGAAUACGUACUCUUUGCAACAACAACAGCAACAGACAGUAAACAAUACACUUAACAACAACAGCACCAACAACCUUAAUAUUAGUAACAAGACAGCGUCGCUAUACUAUGCACUGGACUCGACUAGCAACCAACACGGGUAUACGUUUAUAGCUGCUAAUGCUGAGUUCAACCUUCUGCAGCCGACGUCAUCAUGUGUGUCUAGCAACGUCAGCAGCAAUAGCAGCAACUACAACAACUACAACAACAACAGCAUCAAUGAUAGCAGAGUGAACAACGAAACUAAUGUUAGUACUAAUGCCAGUAGCAGUACACCGAGCAAGCAACAAAAUCAAUCGCCCCGACCUCCGAUACUAAGGAAGAGGACUCACGAGCCAGAGGCUUCUUUUGACGUUGGCCAAUCAUUUGACAUCACGCCAACCAAUGACGGCACUCAGAAAUUGGGCCACGGAACCUCAUUGGAUAGAAACAAGGUCAAAUCUAGUAAAGUGAACGUUGUGUCAGUUGGCAACAAGGGCACAAAAGUCGGAGAUUCGUAUAAUGACAGAAACAGGUUGCAAGACGAGGGAUUAAAAGUGAACCCAAGAAAAAAACCUCGUAAACAAACAUUCUCUCAUAAACAACAGCAGCAGCAACAGCAUCAGCCACCUAAUUUCCUAACUGAAGAGUUACAAUGCCAGGAGACCAUGGCCCUGGAGGGUUUGUCAUCGGAGGGAGAAAAUGAUGACGGUGACGUCGCUGAUUGUAAUGAACUCCCUUCUACGAUGAUGACGUCAAAAAAUCAUCAUCAACCUUCUCAUCAUCACCAACAACAUCAACAGCAACAGAACUAUCAUCAUCAGCUGCAGCAGCAGCAACAACAUCAUUACCAUGAUAGCACUCACUUGGAUAACAAUGAUGACUCUAUAAAGGAAAACUCUGGAGACCGUUGUAACGAGAUGAUGAUAGCUGAUUAUAUCAACAACGCGAAUGCUGGUCGUCGAAGAGAUAUGGCGAUGGAGGCAAUUGUCGAUGCAGAAGGUUACAGAUGGACGAAAGACAAAAUUAGGUCAAAGGUGAGUCUAUCAAAUCAGUACCAGUGUACCUGGAAGCCAAGGAACAACCAUUUCAUCUCGUACAACGACAUCAAAAUUAAAGACGAUAGGAAGCCGUCGCUGAAUGAUGUGGCCAACCAGCGCGGCGUCAUGCACAAGAUCUGUGGCUACAAACUGCAUCUCGUGUCUGGGCACUUUGACGAAUUGAAGAAAGACGAAGAGAGUGUAUUGAGUCUUCUGGAUGAGUUAAAAUGUCUCUUAACGCCAGAAAGCAGCAACAACAUUUCUGACACUGUGAAUAACAACGCCACAACCACCACCAACAACAACAACAGCAGCCAAUUAAAUACAAACUUUGAAGGCAGGGUUGAAGAUUGGAGAUCUGUCGAUGAUCUUAUACUGGCCAAUGAGCAGAGAUGUAGAAAGUGCAUGGAACACUGUGACGAGUUGCAGUUCAUGAUGCUGAAGACCCUAAAUGGCAAAGCGAAAGCCGCUGAACUCAUCUACAAAAAUCAAAGCAGGAGAGCGGUCAAGAAGAAAGAUAGAAGUUGACGAUGAUGACACUAGAUAUCAUUGGGCUUCAGUGAUGAUGUUAAAUUCUACGAUGAUGAUGAUUGUAGAUAUAUCGAUUGUAUAUAUAUAUAUAUACAUGUAAAUAGAUGUGAAGACGUGUGUUUAUGUAUAUAUCUUCUUCAUGAAUGUGACUAAACUGAUGAUAUGAUAAUAAUGUUAUUUCUUUAAUAAUAAUAGUUUGUUUUUAAUAAUUGUAUUAAUUAUUACUCCGUGUCUAGCGACGAAUGAUGAUAUAAUUUCACGACACUACUUUUCUUAAAACACUCAAAGCAUACGAUUUGUAAUUAGCAAUACUAGAAUUAUCGAUGCAAUGACGUUUGUCGCUCGAUUUUGUUACUGUUGAUUGGCGUGCUAAAAAAUAGCGAUCUUCUCUGAGGCAGACAGUUUUAUUUAAUUCUUAAAUAAUAAUAUAAGUUAUAUAUCUUGAAGAUUUCAACAAAAAUUGAAAUAAUGUUUAAAAUAUCUCAAGAGCACGUUUUACUGAACAUUUCAUGUCAUUAAAAAAUGUUCGGUUUACAAAAUUGCAGUUCAGUCGGAUGCUAUACACAAUGUUACUUUCGUACUGACGUUAUUGAUUCACAUUACGCUUAAUUCACUAUUGGUGACAAUUAAUAUUAUUAAUUGCCAAUUGUUAUUUUACCACAAACCUUGUAUUAUACCGCAAAUAUUGUACCGCGCACAUACACACAUAUAUAUAUAUAAUGUACAAAUACACAAGUUGUUGUACAUGCUUUUUUUUAUUUUGUACAAUUUUACCAUUGAUGGAUAAUAAUGUUUUCCGCUCU
Messenger RNA from Helobdella robusta, 2909 nucleotides. RefSeq lists its product as hypothetical. The coding region runs from base 76 to 2103 and encodes 675 amino acids. Gene Ontology annotation, cellular component: Sin3-type complex. Gene Ontology annotation, biological process: negative regulation of transcription by RNA polymerase II. NCBI's taxonomy places the organism in Eukaryota, Metazoa, Annelida, Clitellata, Rhynchobdellida, Glossiphoniidae. The record is from RefSeq and is a predicted model, not a curated record. The transcript is spliced from 13 exons.